This is a messenger RNA of Prorocentrum cordatum, 549 nucleotides long. Lineage: Eukaryota; Dinophyceae; Prorocentrales; Prorocentraceae. The record is from the annotation of a GenBank genome assembly.
GUCUCCGUGGGGCUCCCGUCGGGGCGCACGUACGCGGCCUGCGUGGCAGGGCUCGGGAGUUCUGGCUGGACGGCCUUCUCCGGCAUGUCCCGGCCGCUGCCGCUGCCCAGCUUCCGGAACUAUUGCGUGGCCCGCGAGGAGCGCGAGGGCCAGGGGAAGGACGACUGGCCAGCUCGCCCCCGCUUCGCCUGCCCCUCGAGGCUGGUCGCAGGCUUCUCGGCGCCCGUGGAGCUGGUCAACGGGCCCCGGGCGUUCUCGGGCAGGAGACGACGGCUGCUGCUCGAGAUGAUCAUGCGGGGCCCGCCAGACGUUUUACCAGGGCACGUCAGGUGGGGCAUCCGCCUCCACGUGGGCUCCGCGGAGCGGGCCGGACGGGAGCGGGAGACUAUCACGGUGUACAGCUUGGAGCCAGGCCUCGCGGCCGCCAGGUGGUGCCAGUCGCAGCGGAGCGCGACCUUCCACGGCGCCGCCGUGCCGCUGUGGCUUUGCCCCGGGGACGUGAUCGCGAGCGCCAACGGGCUCACCCAGCCGGCCGCGAUCCUCAGAGAG